AUAAAGUUUGGAGAUUGACAUCCCAACACAGGACCUGUCCAUUACACAUGCGUCUAAAAUUCAUUCAACAAGUAUCCUUCCUCUUUCAAACACACUUCACUUAUCACCUAAUUAUGUCUUUCUCUCUCUUAUAAAAAACCAGCUGGCUUCUCCCAACAACCCAGAAGAUGGAUAAUAGGCUAUGCGAUGAACUCUUGCAAGAAGUCUUCCUAAAACUUCCAUCUUCUUCCUCCUCCUCCUCUUCAAUCUCCCUUGUUUCAAAGCGAUGGCUUCAUCUCUACCGUUCAUCUAAACCCACCCUUUCCCUUCGUUUCAACAACCCUCAUCAUCACUUCUUCUCUUUCAUCUCUCUCCUCAAUCAACACCUUUCUCUCUCUUCUCUCUCUCUCUUCCUUCUUUCAUCUUCCACCACCACCCCAACAACAUCCCUUCUCCUCUCUGCUAUUUCCUCUUGUUCUUCUUCCUCCAAACUUGUCUCUCUCACUUUCCUGCCUGCUCCUGUUCCUCUCUCUUCCAUCGUUUCUCUCUCUAACUCUUGUACCCUAUUGGUGUCCCUUUCUAUUACUCUUUCAAGACCUGUUUUUCUCAAUUGGGUUUUGUAUUUUCCUUAUUUAAAACUUCUCUCAAUUGUUUUCUGUUAUGAGGACGAUGAUGAUGAUGGCGGUUGUUCUGAGGUUUUUGAAAGUAAAGAUUUUGAUAAGGAACUGAGUUUGGAAACUGUUUGUUUUGAGGGUAUCCGUAGAGAUGAUCUGGGAAUUGCUUGGCUAUGGAAGAGAUGCAAAAGGCUUAAGAAUUUGAAGCUUCUAAGUUGCCAAGGAAUUGGUAGUUCUUACUCAUCUUUUGUUCACUGUUUGCAGGGUAUUCAACAAAUUGAGCUUAAAACUUGUAGGAGUGUGCUUGAUGGAGUUCUCUUGGAAAUUGCACAACAUUGCAGCUCAUUGGAAUCACUUUUGGUUCAUGAUGGUGGUAGCAGAGAGGCUUUGCUACAUUUCUUUUCUAGUUGCACCUCUAAUUAUUUGCGUAAACUUGAUUUUCGUUUGCCUAUGGACCUUGAAAACAAUCAUCUUUUUGUUAUGGCUAUGAAUUUCAGAGGCCUUUCGUGUCUUAGGCUUCAAAGUUGUUGUCUUGUAACUGGUCAAGGGCUUAAGGCUCUUGGUAUGGCUGUGAGUAAUGGUCUUGAAGAAUUGGCACUCAUAAACUGUCAUGUGGUUGAAAGGGAGAAAGGCUUGCUUGCAACUUUGGGUCAACAUUUGAGGCAAUUGAGGAAACUAGAUUUGUCUCAUAAUGAAAUGUUGUUUGAUAAGGAUUUCAUUUCGAUGUUGGUUUCUUGCACUCAUUUGGUUGAUUUGAAGGUGAGAGGCUGUAAACGACUCACUAGUGUGGCUAUACUUUCUAUGCUUAGGAGUUGCAAGAGACUUCAAAAUGUUGACAUUAUGCACUGUUUGGGGAUAGAAUCUGAUGCUAUUGAACUAUUGGUCAAGAAUUGUCCAAGUUUGACAAGAUUGGAGGUUGAGGGAAGUAAGCUCUCGGAUGCUGCAAAAAUCUGGGCAUCGGAUAAAUUUAUUGAAAUUGUUUAAAACAAAUUUGUCGUAUCAUUGUGUAUUUGUGUAUUUGUAUUCCACUUUGUAGUUAUACUAUAAACCUUAUACCAUCAAAACUAUGGUUAUAAUGCCGCUGCCAUAGCAUAAAUCAUUUAGGUUGCAGAAACAAUGUGUAUAUUAAUUCUGAAAUUUGAAAUAAAGAGGUAUACAUUUCAGUUUCA
Molecule: messenger RNA, 1762 nt
Organism: Lathyrus oleraceus (garden pea)
Lineage: Eukaryota; Viridiplantae; Streptophyta; Magnoliopsida; Fabales; Fabaceae
Product: F-box/LRR-repeat protein 4
Exons: 1
Coding region: 168-1577 (469 amino acids)
Biological process (GO): SCF-dependent proteasomal ubiquitin-dependent protein catabolic process
Cellular component (GO): SCF ubiquitin ligase complex
Source: RefSeq, a predicted model, not a curated record